AUGACAACCAACAGGCCCUUCUUUGGCGGCUUCCUGGCAGCCUUCCGUGCUCAGCCAACUGUACAGAAAGCGGGCGCAUCGCAAGCCGCAUCUGCAGCCUCUUACUCUCACACUACCGCACCGUCCCAGACACAAGGCUACGACGCCUCAAGUACCACACGAACGAUUACCACCAAGACACGAUCGCCCUCACCUGGGUCGACAACGGUGGUUCACACAACAGGCCAGUUCCAGCCCACCAGGCAACAUGCAACACCAUACCACCGUUCCACAUCACCGGUGCACGCAAAAGCAUUUCCAAUCCCGGGCGCAUCUCAAAGAAGCAGGAGAGGGUCUGAUAGCUCCUCGGAUGGCUUCAACGAGAUCAUGGGCGCUGAGAAGUGGUACAUCGGUGGUCGAACAGCGACUGGCGAAGAGAAAUUCUACAAGCUCGGCAUGGUGAAGCGUCACCGGAGCGCAGAUCGUUUGAGUCUGGACAAACUCAGUAUAUAA
Macroventuria anomochaeta is the source of this 492-nucleotide messenger RNA. RefSeq lists its product as uncharacterized. NCBI's taxonomy places the organism in Eukaryota, Fungi, Ascomycota, Dothideomycetes, Pleosporales, Didymellaceae. The record is from RefSeq and is a predicted model, not a curated record. Bases 1 to 492 code for a protein of 163 amino acids. The transcript has a single exon.